Messenger RNA from Grus americana (Whooping crane), 1202 nucleotides. Its product is annotated as twist-related protein 2-like. The transcript has 2 exons. NCBI's taxonomy places the organism in Eukaryota, Metazoa, Chordata, Aves, Gruiformes, Gruidae. Gene Ontology annotation, molecular function: protein dimerization activity; DNA-binding transcription factor activity, RNA polymerase II-specific; RNA polymerase II transcription regulatory region sequence-specific DNA binding. Bases 181 to 666 code for a protein of 161 amino acids. The record is from RefSeq and is a predicted model, not a curated record. Gene Ontology annotation, biological process: developmental process; regulation of transcription by RNA polymerase II.
AACCGAGCUCCUUGGAGGGCUCCACAAGGUUUGGGAAAUCUGGGGAGGCUGACGGGUGGAUGCUCCAGGCUGCACCUCUGGAGCGGGCGCUGGCUCCUCUCCAGGCCACCUUGCCGAUGUGCUGCGUCCGUCGCGUCUCGUGAGACCCCGAGAGCCCUUCGCCCGCGAGUUGCUGAGAAGAUGAAAGAGGAAAGCAUGUGCCCAGAUUCCCCCGAAGGCAGCCUGGUCACCAGCGAGGAGGAAGGCGAACGGCUGCACAAGAAAUGCCUGCGCAAGCGUGGCCAGGGGGGCAAACCGGCAGAGGACUGCGGUGCCCCAUCGCCGCAGGGCAAGCGGAGCAAGCGCAGCCCCGUCCCGCAGUCCUUCGAGGACGUGCACACGCAACGCGUGAUCGCCAACGUGCGGGAACGCCAGCGGACCCAGUCGCUCAACGACGCCUUCGCGGAGCUGCGGAAGAUCAUCCCGACCCUUCCCUCCGACAAGCUCAGCAAGAUCCAAACCCUCAAGCUGGCCGCCCGCUACAUAGACUUCUUGUACCAGGUCCUGCAGAGUGAUGAGCUGGACCACAAGAUCACCAGCUGCAACUACCUGGCCCACGAGAGGCUCAGCUACGCCUUCUCCGUCUGGAGGAUGGAAGGGGCUUGGUCCAUGUCCGCAUCCCACUGAGCCGGGGGUAAGAAACAGUCAAGUUAUCUACUCCGGUACCAGCCGUCGGCUUCCCGAGCUUGCAGGGAAGCCGACGUCCCCGGCUCAACGGGCUCGGUCCUCCCCGCAUCCCCCCAGGAUGUGCAGGCAGCUGCCUUCUGCCAGGACCAGGCAGGACAACUCCUCUCGGGAUGCUGGGAAGGGCUCGAGCCCGUCCUCGUUGCUUCCUACGUGGAUGGGAAAAGUCAGCGUCCGAGGAUUUGGCCAAGGAUGGAGCCCAGCACGGCUCCGCUUUUAUCCUUCUCUGGGCGGGGAGGGGGGGGGGGUCUGCACCCCAGCGAUGCCACGGUUCGAACCGCUGCUGGCGUGCAGAGCGGAUUUGGGGGGAGCUGCCGAACCCCUCAACCAACGCCGAGGCUCACGACGCCUUCUGCUCGCUCCUACUCCGUGGACGUUUCUCAAAAAAAAAAACAAACCAAAAAAAAAAAAACCCCAAAAAAACCCCCGCCCGUGCUGUUGGAAUGACCAAUUUCUUUGAAAUCAUUGGAAAAUAAGGC